Megalopta genalis is the source of this 2109-nucleotide messenger RNA. NCBI's taxonomy places the organism in Eukaryota, Metazoa, Arthropoda, Insecta, Hymenoptera, Halictidae. The record is from RefSeq and is a predicted model, not a curated record.
UUUUAAAUAUUGUAUGUCGUACAAGAUUUGAAGUGGUUCUCCACAACAUCGUAUAUUCUCAAGUUUAAGAAAUUCUUUUUCUGUUACAAAUUACAACAUUAUACAAGGUUAUGUAAUACUCUGUAUUUAUAUGUGGAUAUGUAUGUAUGUAUGUAUGUAUGUACACAAUAUAGUCAGGUAGGAAGCAUGCGUAGCGGUGAUUUUAACAAUCCCGUCUUCGAUUGAGUAUUAUAUAUGUACUGAUAUAAUCUACGAACUCACGCUAAAUUAUCAAAAGUUCAUCACUCCACCGUCGACUGCGCUGAGAUAGAAAAUCUUCAAAUCUUACAACUCAGUACUGGUACAGGCCAGUACAGACCAUUCAAGACUAAGAUUUCUCUUGUUUUGUUUGUGAAUUUAAUGUAACCUCAUAUAUUAAAAAGAAAUGGAAGAAAAAUUCAUUAAAAAGAGUCUCCGUAAACAACAACGAGCUCAUCACAGACUUCUUAAAGAUAUGAAUAUUAAAUGCUGUAAUAAUCCAACAAAGUAUUUGAUGAUUUGCAAUGCUGGUUUGAUAACUGGACUCAAACGAGAAACAUUACAAAAUAUUACAAACUCAACUGUUUCGAAAUAUGAUAUAAUAAUGCCACCAAAUAAAUCCUAUUGUUUCAUUAAAUUUUAUUCAGUGGAAGAUGCUGAAUGUACAUAUGAACUUCCUCCAGGACUUAGAUUAAUAGAAAAUAUUAUAACUGAAGAAGAAGAAAAUCAUUUAUUGAGUACAAUUGAUUGGACUAAUGAAGAAUCUGUUUCAUAUGAUUUAAAACAUAGAAAAGUUAAACAUUUUGGCUAUGAAUUUCAAUAUAAUUCAAACGAAGUAAAUCCUGAUAUACCAAUUACACCUAUUCCCCAAGAAUAUCAAUUUUUACAAAUGUUAUUUAAGCAAUAUCACAACGUAUCAUAUGAAUACGAUCAGUUAACAAUAAACCAUUAUUUACCUGGGCAAGGAAUUCCUCCACAUGUUGAUACACAUAGCGUCUUUGAAGAUUCUAUAUUGUCAUUGUCAUUGGGUUCAGCAUGUAUUAUGGAUUUUAAACGAGACGCUGAGAAAGUCAAUAUUCUUUUACCUCCUCGUUCAUUAUUGAUUAUGUCGGGAGAGGCUCGUUAUGCAUGGUCCCAUGGAAUUUGCCCCAGACAUAAUGAUAUAGUCAAAUCUACAGAUGGAACAACGACACAACCACGUGGUACAAGAGUGUCAUUUACAUUUCGAAAAGUGAGAAGAGGUGAUUGCCUUUGUGCUUUUCCACAAUACUGUAACAUUAAAAGAAAAUCUCCCACUACUCUUAUAGAUGAUAAAAUAGCAACAGGACUAGAAUUCUCUUACGUACAUAAUGUUUAUGAAAAUAUUUCAAAUCAUUUCAAUGAAACUAGACAUAAGCAGUGGCCAAACGUUUUAAAGUUUCUUCAAUCAUUAAAUCCAGGUGACAUUCUGUUAGAUGUAGGUUGUGGAAAUGGCAAAUAUCUUCAUGAACAACAUAAUAUAUUUAAGGUUGGAUGUGAUCGAAGCCAAAAUUUAAUGAAAAUAUGUUACAAAAAGAAAUUUGAAGUUUUUUUAUCUGACUGUUUAUAUUUGCCAUAUAGAGAUAAUAGUAUAGAUGCAGCAAUAAGCAUAGCAGUAAUUCAUCAUCUUUCAACCCAUGAAAGAAGAAAACAAGCAAUUGCAGAAUUGGCACGACUUCUUAGACCUAAUGGAAAAUGUUUAAUUUAUGUAUGGGCAAAAGAACAAGAAAAAGAUUCUACUCAAACUGCAUACCUAAAGUAUAAUACAAGUAAAAAAGAUAAUACACCGUCAUGUGUACAGAAAUUAACAGAAUAUGGUGUAAUAUUACCAGUUCAUGAAAAUCGUACAAAAUUUAUGUCUACAGAUAUGCUUGUUCCUUGGAAAAGGAAAGAAGGAGGAAAUUUUCUAAGAUAUUAUCACGUAUUCGAAGAAGGGGAACUACCGCAGUUGUGCUCACAAAUACCUAUGGUUAAAAUAGAACACGUAUAUUAUGACGAAGGAAAUUGGUGUGUAAUUUUACAAAAAGAAUAGUGAAAUAAUUUAAUUUUAAUAAAGUAUUUUUGUAUACGGAA